Macaca mulatta (Rhesus monkey) is the source of this 8746-nucleotide messenger RNA. RefSeq names its product cAMP responsive element binding protein 3 like 2 (gene CREB3L2). NCBI's taxonomy places the organism in Eukaryota, Metazoa, Chordata, Mammalia, Primates, Cercopithecidae. Gene Ontology annotation, biological process: regulation of transcription by RNA polymerase II. The record is from RefSeq and is a predicted model, not a curated record. Gene Ontology annotation, molecular function: cAMP response element binding; DNA-binding transcription factor activity, RNA polymerase II-specific.
CCGCAGCUGGGUCCUGGAGCGGAGCCUAGGAGCCCUGGGGUGUCUCAAAGUUUGUGUCUGGAGCUGUAGCGGCAAGUGGGUUUGCGGCGAAGGGAUUUUCCUGGGAUGAGAGUGGGUCUCCUGCCUUCAUUUUGGAUGCACAUCCCGCUUUAGCCCCGGCAGCCUUUGGUCCGGCCCGUGUCCCUGGGGAUUCUCGGAUCUCCGAGGACACCGGACGGGAGCGCUUGGCCAUCCUCUCUCCGGCAGAAGAGCAGACGUUUGCCUUCCAAGUGCAAAACUACACACACGCGCGCGCACACACGCACGCACACGCGGAAAGAGAGGAACCUCGCCGGUCCGAGGCAGCUCUGCGCGUCCCCUCUGCGCUUAGCAUCCUCGGCCCAGCGCGGCCCGCACCGCCAUGGAGGUGCUGGAGAGCGGGGAGCAGGGCGUGCUGCAGUGGGACCGCAAGCUGAGCGAGCUGUCAGAGCCCGGGGACGGCGAGGCCCUCAUGUACCACACGCACUUCUCAGAACUUCUGGAUGAGUUUUCCCAGAACGUCUUGGGUCAGCUCCUGAAUGACCCUUUCCUCUCAGAGAAGAGUGUGUCAAUGGAGGUGGAACCUUCCCCGACGUCCCCGGCGCCUCUCAUCCAGGCUGAGCACAGCUACUCCCUGUGCGAGGAGCCUCGGGCCCAGUCGCCCUUCACCCACGUUACCACCAGUGACAGCUUCAAUGACGAUGAGGUGGAAAGUGAGAAAUGGUACCUGUCUACAGACUUCCCUUCAACAACCAUCAAGACAGAGCCAAUUACAGACGAACCACCCCCAGGACUCGUUCCGUCUGUCACUCUGACGAUCACAGCCAUCUCCACCCCGUAUGAAAAGGAGGAACCUCCUCUGGAAAUGAAUACUGGGGUUGAUUCCUCGUGCCAGACCAUUAUUCCUAAAAUUAAGCUGGAGCCUCAUGAAGUGGAUCAGUUUCUAAACUUCUCUCCUAAAGAAGCCCCAGUGGACCACCUGCAUUUACCGCCCACCCCCCCGAGCAGUCACGGCAGUGACUCAGAGGGCAGCCUGAGUCCCAACCCACGCCUGCACCCCUUCAGUCUGCCUCAGACCCACAGCCCCUCCAGAGCUGCACCCCGGGCCCCCUCCGCCCUCUCCAGCUCCCCUCUUCUCACGGCUCCUCAUAAACUGCAGGGAUCAGGCCCUCUGGUCCUGACAGAGGAGGAAAAGAGGACCCUGAUCGCUGAGGGCUAUCCCAUCCCCACCAAAUUGCCCCUGUCAAAAUCAGAGGAGAAGGCCCUGAAGAAAAUUCGGCGGAAGAUCAAGAAUAAGAUUUCUGCCCAAGAAAGUAGGAGAAAGAAGAAAGAAUACAUGGACAGCCUGGAGAAAAAAGUGGAGUCUUGUUCAACUGAGAACUUGGAGCUUCGGAAGAAGGUAGAGGUUUUAGAGAACACUAACAGGACUCUCCUUCAGCAACUCCAGAAGCUUCAGACUUUGGUGAUGGGCAAGGUUUCUCGAACCUGCAAGUUAGCCGGCACGCAGACUGGCACCUGCCUCAUGGUUGUGGUGCUGUGCUUUGCUGUUGCAUUCGGCAGCUUCUUUCAAGGCUAUGGGCCCUAUCCUUCUGCCACCAAGAUGGCUCUGCCCAGCCAGCAUUCCCUGCAGGAGCCCUACACAGCCUCCGUGGUGAGAUCCAGGAACCUGCUGAUCUAUGAGGAACAUUCUCCCCAAGAAGAGCUGUCCAGCCCAGGCUCAGCUGGGGAGCUGGGGGGCUGGGACAGAGGUUCCUCCCUGCUCAGGGUGUCAACGCUGGAGUCCAGGCCGGAUGUGGAUCUUCCCCAUUUCAUUAUCUCGAAUGAGACCAGCCUGGAGAAGUCAGUGCUCUUGGAGCUGCAGCAGCACCUGGUCAGCGCCAAACUGGAGGGAAAUGAAACACUAAAAGUUGUAGAACUCGACAGAAGAGUGAACACCACUUUCUAAAGAGGCUGCCUGCACCCCGUCCUUUCCCUUAACUCUACUUUUACAUCCCCAAACCACCUUUGUCAUCAGCUUUUCCUCUUUGCCACCGGAUCUUCAUGAAGACAUGGGCAAGCAUUAGUGGCUUCAGAUGGGAGGCCAGCCUGGGACUUGCCCUGCAGUGAGAGAGCAUCUCCCCCUGGUCCAUGCCCCUCCUGUGCAGAAGGAAGCCUGCAUCCCUCCCUUCCUUUCUCUUACUGCCAUAGGAAAUUAUUUUAGGGGCUGGAAGUGGGACAAGCAGGCUUGUUUCCACCAACAGUGCCAAAAAGAUACUGCCUAAUGUGCACCUGUGAGGCGUGAUCUGCUCCCGCUUUGGAGACGAGAUGGCUCUUGUUCAGUCAAGACCCCAGACUCUGGCCACAAAAAUGCCAUGAUGCCUGUUGGUAUUUGGCAAAGCACUGACCCCUGUCCUCCCUUGCUCGCACUGGGGUCUCCCAUGUGAACGUACCCGAUGGCAGCCCUCCACCCACUCUGCCCUCUGGGAGCCCUCGCUGGAUUGUCUUCUGCACCAGCACUGGCAGACGAGGGCUCCCGUUCAUAUUCUCAGGCCGCAAGUGCAAUGCCUGAGGGGAUCAGGCUUUUCUACUCCAGGCAAACCUGCCCCAUCUUGUCGCUUUUAGGACCUCCCACAACCUGGUUCCCCACACAUCCAUAGUUCUGCCUCCCUGGCUUCUCCUCCCCACUUGUAAAUAGUAUUUAUUAGCUUGCCGAGGCUUCCUGCUAGCAACCACACUGAAGAGAUCAGUGCCUCCUUUCAAGCUAGCCAAGUUUUCUGCUAGCCUUCAGAGCGAGGAGGGCACCUUAGGCUCUGGGAUCCCCUGUCUUUCCAGACAAUGUUUUGUUUCCUUUCCUUUUUUUUUUUUUCUUUUAACUGGAAUAAUAACCAUUGAAAAAGAAGUUCCCUUAAGCAUGUAUAUGUCUGCCUCUAGGAUGAGCUCAGAGCGAGAGAUGGCACCAUGCCUCGCUCAGGCCCGGGGCUCCCUGGCCACAAGCUUUUUCUAUCCUGUUUUCGUGACAGAGAAGGGAAGCCCUGUUCCUGACAACAGACUUUUCAGACAGCCUUGCUGGCUUGUCUUUCCACACCUGCCUGGCCCCCUCCUCCCUCCACACUUCCACUUUGUCCUCCUCGUCCCCUGCCUGCACAAAGCAUGGUGGGGUGGGUGACAUUUGUGUAUCCACAUUCUUACCUUUGAUAGUCAGGUUUGGCUACUUUGCAGCUCGCCCAAAGAGAUACAACGUAACCCCCAACCUACUUUUAGUUUUUUUUUUUUUUUUUUUUUUUAAUGAUUAAAAGUAACUUUUGUAGUUUAAAAAAAUCUUUCCUCUUUCAUACAAAUAAGAAAUGGAAAUUGCCUUUUUAUUGUAUAAUGUAGAAGACCCUCAAGUGUUUUUUUCCCAGCUUAGGAAAGAUUUUGUGUAAGAAAUAUGCAUAGAGUUUGUAUUUUAUUUUUAGGAGCAGCUGAAAUGCCUUUGGUUUUGGCUUCUCUUUCUCUCUCUCACUCGCUCGCUCUCUCUCUCCCCUUCUCUCUCUCUCUCCCCUCCACCACACACACGUCAUCUGCAUUGUUAUUGGAGCCUGUACUUAGAGGGAUUAAGCCCACAACCUGGCUUCCAUUCCAUAUCAGGUACAGGAUUUGAUGUUAUUAACAUUUGUCAUCGUAUCUCAUAAGCGGGGCCCUGCCUUGUCUGUCUAGGCCCGUUUGGGGCUCCCUGUGAGUGAUUCCCCUCUCUCUGCUAUGCUGGAGAGGGUUCCAGCCUGGAACGCGGCCAAGUUCAUCUUCUCACUGUGAGUGGAAGCUGGACUGGGCCCCUGUAGUCCUGGCAGCCCUGUUGUCUGGAGGGUUCUUGUUGUCCCUCACAUUAGCCGGGGUGGAGACUGUCUGGGCUGUGCAGGAGCAGGGUUGCUAGCAGGUUCUGCUUCUGCUUCUCUCUGCUCCACUGUCUGCAGGCCAGAUCCUGUUGGGCCUGGCUGGUGUCUGGUAGCCAAUGGGCCUCCACUGACCCAUCCCUCUCUUUUAAACUGUCAGGUCAUUAUCAGGCAUAGGCAGCCAUAGGGCCCAAAGAAGGCAAAAAGAUAAGAUUUACUUACUUAAGUAGAUUUGGGCAAUGAGGAAGGAAAGGUUUCAAAUUUAAGAGCAGAAGUGAGAGAAUGAGCCAGUUCAUGUACCUGCUGCAACUGAACCAGAGUGGGUUUUCAAGGCUCCCGGGUGUAGAGUAGAAAACGUGCUCUUCUGAAUGAGGAGGGAGAAGGUAAAGGAAACUUCUAGCCUUAGUGCUUUGUGCUUUGUCCUUAGUGCUUUGAGGAUUUUAUUUUCUCCCUUACCUACCCUUGCUUGACAUCACUCUGUCUAGACCUCCAAACAGCGGGACUCUUUCUCUGGGAAACUGUCCUUCCAAAACGAAAUCUAUGUAGAAACAUGGGACAUUAGCCAGAGAGCUCAGAUGGCCCUUUUAAGGGGGCUCCAAGAACCAACAUCACUGCUCUUUUAGAUAAACCUCUGCCCUCCACUCCUUGCUUGAGUGAGUUAAAGGAACUAACAAUUGUCCCUUUAGGAGGACACAAUGGGGUCAAGAGGACGCAGAAGAGUUGUAUAGCACCAGAUUGGUUCCAAAUAAUUAAUGGAUGUGUGCGCAUUUUCUGUUCAGGAAUUAAGACCAGAAUAUCAGUGGAUUUGUUUUCCCCAUCAAGUGGCCUCUUAGACUAGUCAUUAACUUAUGAUUAGCUCUAAAGAUUUCAAAUAGUGGCAGACAUUGGCUCCUGAAUGUAAGUUUUGAGAAAUACGAGUCUGUCAGAGCGACCAUAAGCAAUAAAGAGUAAAUCUCUUAAUUAUAUUUUUCAUCAUGUAAACAGGUUUCCCAUUUCCCUUUCUUAGAUUGCACCAGUGAAAGAGCUAUCUUGCAAAGAUUCAGAGAACUAAUUUUUCACUGGAUAAGACCUGCGUAACCCAGACCCCCCCAGUGUGGUUCUUUUCGCAGCUCUCGACUUUGCACUUAAAAAGGGAUAUUGUAAAUGAAAGGCUGCAGUGCCAGUUUUAAGAAAGAAUUUCUGUGAAGUGUGAGGACUCUGGAGUCUAGCUCACAUAAAGAGAGUGUUAUAUAAAAAUCCGACAGCUGAACUAGGUUGCUCUUUUUUGGCAGGGAGUGGGGAUGAGAUUUGACACCAAUAUGGGCAAAAUUAGAUAACCUUUUGGUUAAUAUAAAUGAUUUUGAUUUGGAGCCCUGAUUUGUAGAUUGUGAAAGCAGCUUUUAGUUCAACUUAUUCACAAACCCCCUAUAAUUACCAUGUUUUUUUUUUCUUCCUAAAUCUCUCGGUUCAGCUUGUGAAUCUUACGUGCCCAUGAAGUUGGGAUGUUGAAUUGGCUCUUCUUUAUUCUGGCAGGGAGUCAAUGUCCAGCAUUUUUUCACAAGUGUUUUAUUAAAAUUGUUUUCCAGCAUUUUAUGACUCUUCCCUCCCAUGUCCCCAGACCCAGCAAAAGCGUAGAGGCAGAAUCAGAGGCCUCUCCAGGCCAGCUCCUCUGCACACAUGUCAUACAAGGUGUGAAACUGAGCACAGUCCAGAAAUGGGGACAUCCCACCCCCAGUUGAAUAAUGGCCCAUUCAUGCUGACCUUGCCAACACAGAGAGGGCAGAGAUGCACGAGAAGACCUUCAUCCUCCCCUUCAUCUGCCCCAAGUCACUACAGUUGGUUCUGUUAAAGCCAGUCUUUAAGAAACCUGGGUUAAAUCCACCAGCCCUUCUGCUCGCUGGGCUGGCUGGACCUGUGAAGCCGUGGGCAGGUAGUGCCCUCUUGAGAGUCAUUUUGUUUGGCCACCUUCAACUGAGGCUGUCCAUAGACACAUGCUAGGAUAGGCCCCACUGGGAGAGCAGUUACAGGAGGGAGUAAGUGGUGGUGAUGUGGGGGCUGUGAAGGAUCCGGAGACAAGUCUUAGAUGUUUCAUUCAUUCAUUCAUUCAUUCAUUCAGUUACUCCUAAGCCUUUUCAGUUUCAUAAGGAAGAGUGUUGCCUGAGGCCCUGGGGAAUAUCAGGGAAUAGAAGGGAUUGAGGAAACAUUAAUAGUUAUUCAAAACACCCAAAUGCCUAUGCUUCUCUCUCCCUCCUUCUCUCUCUGACACACACACACUCACAUUCCUCCCUUGCAUGCUCAUUUGUGCCUUAAAUGUGCCUUAUAUGUAAAUCCAGGAUGACUGAGGAAUCCCUCGUCGCUGGGAGAUUUUGUAUAUAUUCUUCCAUUACUAGAUUGAGGUGGGUGUGGGGGAAAGAAUUUUUUCCAAAGGCUGAAAAGUGGUUUCCUAAAAGUGAGCCACUAUCAGAUUUGCACAUCAGGAGAAAAGAAAUAGGGUUACAUCCAUUAGGAAAAUCCCAGUUUGCAGGAGUGCAAUCACAUCAGAAAAACAACCAGCCAGGAUUAAAGGUAUUAUAAAUCCUCACAGUGGAACAUUUCUCAGGGCAAAGGAACCCGGCCCAUUUGAAGAUUAAUGUUCCAUGCCUUUGUGGUCAAAGGGUCGGUACUUAGCACAGGGAAAAACUCGGUGGUGUUUUGUUUUGUUACUUUGGACAACAUAAAAUUCAGGAAUGUUUUAUUUAGUCUUGGUUUCUAGAAGGAAGGGAAAUAAUAUUUCUUGAGCAUUUACUAAGGUGUUGGGAGCUGUGCUAAGUAAGUGUUAAGUCUUUCAGUUUUAUAGAUACAGAAAACAAGGAUGACUCUUUACCACAGGAUGAAUAAAGAACUAAGUAAUGUGGGAAAUGCAACAAUUUCCGGACUAGCUGAGCCGAUUCCUUCCUGUUAUCACACUGUAAGCUUUCAAGUUCUCUGGGCAGGAAUUAUAGCACCUGUCCCCUGCAAUGGCCCUGCUGUGCAAUGCUCAUUGCUUCCCUUCAUGCUGGAGCAGCCCCCCAGGUGUCCAUCUCCUACCUUUUUGUUCCAAUCUUCUGUAAGUUCCAGCUAGCAGGCUUUACAUCUGGGGAAAGGAAAACCAGGGGUUUUAGCUCUGUUCUCUGCUCCCAUCCUUUGCUCACCAGCUGAGUGAGAACAUGAACUUUUUGCACCAUGUACCCAUGGCUUACACUACUUAGAAAAUCACCUUUUCGGAUAAAACACUUUCUGAGUUCAUGGAGAACACCGGCACUCUUUGACAAAACUGUGAGUGACCCUUUUUAAACAAUGCUGAGCAGACCCUGGGCUAUAAUCAACAGUGAGCUUUAAUGUCUAUGCUGACAGUUAGGUUUUGCUCUUUUUUGUAACAGGUUACGUAGACCAGCAGUGUUUAAAUCUAAAUAGGUUGUGAGUCUGUUAUCUGUCCUAUCGCGUUUUUUAAAUGACUUUUUAUUCUUUAUUAUAGCUAAGUAAAUACCAAAAAAAAAAAAAAAAAAAAAAAGCUUUGUAGGACACUUGUACUUAGUUUGGGGAAAAAAAUAAAUUGAAAUUGUUAUGCUUUUGUAUUUCCAUUUCUUGCAAAUAAAUAUUUUUUCUUAAAUAGUAAGAUGUUGCCCAGUCUUUACAAUCUUGGUACUAUUUUGAAAAGCAUUUUUUUUUAUGAGCAUGGAUUUGUGUAUGUGUGCCGAACGAACCAUUCUUUCCUGGAUAUCUACUUGGCCUGAAAGAAGAGCCUCAAACCAGCAAUCGGCAUGUUAUAUAGGACUGAAUCCAAGCCUUAGUUGGAGGAAUAUUGCGAAUGUAAUUGUUUUUUUCAGGCAGCCACGGGAAGAAAAACAGUAUCCUCUAGCGACUUCUGCAGCCUGACUGUUAUUUUUGUUGUCUCCUCUAACCAUUCCCUAACUAGAUUUCAACUGUCUGUGGAUUUGAUUUUGCUUUCCCCAUCUCUGGUUGCUUGAGAAAGAUCCUUUGGACUUGAGCCAGAAAGGAAUGAUCCUUCUUCCUACGAACAGUUGCAGAGGAUGUCUAACAGAUUCAUGCUCCAGAAAUUCUGAUGAAAUGGUUGAUAAAGGUCAAUGCACUCAAGCAGAGUAAUUUUCAUUCCAUUACAAUGUCUGGAUCCAAAUGUAGCUUUCUUCACUCAGAGACUGGGGGCUUCGUUUAGUCUCAGACUGACUUGGGAUGUUAGAAACUAAGGCCAGGGACUGUGCUCACUUGGAAAAACGAAACAAAAUGUGGGAUUUUUUGGUUUGUUUCUUUUGUGUGUUGUUUUUUCCUUAGCAGCAUGCCCAACCCUGCCCUGGCCUUGAGGGUACAUUGAUCUGCUCUAUCUUGUCCUCAUCAGAGCACCUUGGCUUUCUGUUGUCACACAAGGGGGCCUUUCCCUUCAGAGGCUUUGAUUAUCAUGCCCUACUCUUUCUUUUAUGGGGAAUCUGUUUCUGAAGCCCCCCACCCCCCAAUAUGCUGAUAUCUUUUCAGUGGUGUGUGGAGAGGGCAAAUACUCACUGAUUUGAGAAUGUUCUGUGUUAAUCAUGCCUUUCCAUUUUCUGAAUUUCUAAUGCUUUGACAUCUAGGGCCUUGCUGACCCUGGAGGAGCCGCCCCUGCCAGGGCUAGCCCAUUCCUAGCUUAGGAGCAUGCCUUUCAUAUACAAACUGACCUGGAGCCCAUAGCCCAGCCACCUCCUCUGUGCCCUCUCAUACUCUGGGCCACUCUCCUCGUGCCCUAAGUACCCUAGGGCCAGGUACCAGACAACUAGACACGGUCUCUAACCCCGCAGCCUACUGAAAUUACUCAAACUAGACAAUCCAAAGCCUGUGUACCCUGCCUGGCCUGUUUUUUCCUGUGUAAACCACAAUAAAAGCCCUUGCUUGCA